Molecule: messenger RNA, 3691 nt
Organism: Aspergillus steynii IBT 23096
Lineage: Eukaryota; Fungi; Ascomycota; Eurotiomycetes; Eurotiales; Aspergillaceae
Product: sulfate transporter family protein
Exons: 6
Coding region: 314-3550 (1078 amino acids)
Cellular component (GO): membrane
Source: RefSeq, a predicted model, not a curated record
UAGCUUAGCUUAGCUCUCGCCCACCUCGUCCUCCUCUUUCUCCAACGACUCCCUCAUUCUCAUCGAGAGCCUUCUUUUCUAUUCUGGUCGCCGUUGCCCGCUUCCUUUCGUCAAUCGUCCCGUUAGCAUAGCGAUGCCAAUUGUUCCUGGUUCUCUGCCCGGCACUUGCGUCAUCUGCCAUCAUUUCUUCUCCGCAUCCAACCGUUGUGCUCAAGUUUAAGCCACCAGGUCAAGUUUCUUGCGGGGUCGUUGCGUGAUCCUGCACUCAUAUUACCCAACGGUCUGGGUGCUGGCCUGUCCGGCGUGAUCCACGAUGGGAGUCUUUCGAUCGCGAGGUCGCAGUGAUUCAUGCGCCUCUCGGCUGUCUCCACGCCGCUCCUCGCUCUCCAACAGCGUGGGUCGAGAAGCGAUUGAUAUCCCCGUUGAACAGGCAAACGGUGGCAGCCCUCCUCGAACGGGCAUUGAACCCUCGGGGUCUGGCGGAGGCAGCUACAGGACCCCGAGUCGCUCCUUUUACCACCGGUCCUUUAACCAUACCCAAGAUCCGGCUCACUACUCAUCUCAUGGCCUCCGAGAGCAAACGGCCGAGCUGGCAUCCUUUGCAUUGUCGAUUAAUGGAAACUCCUUUCCGCAGGAACGAAGCACUCUCCCUCCGUCUUUGGACAUUUUUCAAUCCCCCCAGGCUACCACUUCUUCUGCACCUUCUUCUUCGUCGCCUACUGAUACUGUAGUUCCUGAAAUGCCGGCUCCUCUAGACAUCACAUCGGCUCCCAGUCCUGCCUUGGGAUCCUCGGUAUUGACUGAGCUGAUCCGGAGUCCUUCCGACUACCCCGAAAAUGACCGAAUCCAUCGAGACAGCGGCGGAUCAGGGGAUGGCGUUGAUGAGAAUGGGGUCUCCAGAGAAGCGCCUGCUUUCGCGACUGACGUACGCGAGGCUCCUGUCAGCGAGCGAACUUCUUUGCUCCCCGGGUCCUCGCAGUCAAAACCCUUUCGUAGCUACGGCAUUGCCGAAGACGUUGAGAGACAGGAUGCGGCAGUCAAGCAGAGAUCCGAUGCUUUUCAUAAAGCCCUUUCGAAUGCGACUUUUACUUUGCGGAUGUUGAAAAAUCCAAAGUCCUGGGAUAGGCGGACAAUAUGGCAAAGAGGAAUCGCUGAACCGGUUAGCCUUCUUCCGUCCGUCUUCCUCGGUCUCUUGCUCAACAUUCUCGAUGCUCUCUCGUACGGAAUGAUCUUGUUCCCGUUGGGAGAGCCUAUCUUCUCCGAGCUGGGAUCGGAUGGAAUCUCAAUGUUCUACGUCAGUACCAUCAUCUCCCAAUUGGUCUUCUCUUGCGGAGGCUCCAUCUUCCGCGGUGGAAUAGGUAGUGAGAUGAUAGAAGUCGUCCCCUUCUUUCAUCAAAUGGCCUUCACCAUUCUAGCGCGCGUUGGUCCGGACAACCCAAAGUCGGUUCUGGCUACCUGUAUCUUGGCCUUCUCUGUCAGUUCGGUCCUGACAGGGUUGGUGUUCUUCUUGAUGGGCACUUGUGGGCUGGGGUCUCUGAUCGGGUUCUUCCCCAGACACAUCCUGAUCGGCUGCAUCGGCGGUGUGGGCUUCUUCCUCAUGCAGACCGGCGUGGAGGUAUCGGCUCGACUGCCAGGGUCUCUUGAGUAUACGCUUCCUACUUUGCAGAAGCUCUUCCAGUUGGAUACUGUGUUUCUUUGGAUGAUACCCGUUUUGCUUGCGGUUGGUCUUCUUGUUUUGAAGCGUUUUGUUCGUUCGAAUUUCUUGGUUGGUGGUUAUUUCAUUGGCGUUGCUAUCAUCUUCUACAUUGUCAAACUGGGCGCCCGGUUAUCUAUGGAUACCUUGCGCAACAGCGGGUGGGUAUUCGAUGCUCCUUCAUCUUCCAAUCCUUGGUGGCAUUUCUACACGCUUUAUGAUUUUGCCGCCGUGGAUUGGACCGCGUUUUUGGAUACUAUUCCUGCCAUGUUUGCCCUCACAUUCUUCGGGGUUCUUCAUGUUCCUAUUAACGUUCCGGCUCUGGGGAUAUCCACAGGCGAGGAUAACUUGAACGUGGACCGUGAGCUCAUGGCUCACGGAGUGACCAAUGCCUUAUCGGGCUUUGCAGGCAGCAUACAGAAUUACCUUGUAUACACUAAUAGUCUGCUGUUUAUUGACAGCGGAGGUAAUAAUCGCCUGGCGGGAAUCAUGCUUGCAGCUGCUACCGGGGGCAUCCUUCUCAUCGGUCCAGUGAUCGUCGGAUUCAUCCCUGUGAUGGUCGUGGGGGCUCUCAUUUUUAUGCUGGGAAUCGAGCUGAUGCAGGAGGCUUUGGUUGACACUUGGGGCAAGUUGCAUCGCCACGAAUACGUGACGGUUGUCAUCAUUGUCGUAACGAUGGGUGCUUGGGAUUUCGUCGUCGGUAUCUUCAUUGGUAUCAUUUUAGCAUGUAUGAGCUUUGUUGUUCAAACAUCGCGCAAAUCGGCCAUCCGAGCCACGUUUUCGGGCAAGAUUACGGGUUCCACGGUCAGGAGACCUCCUAUUCAACAGCGGUUCCUGAGAGAGGCGGGCCAGCAGACUCUCAUGACCAAGCUUGGCGGCUAUCUAUUCUUCGGAACCAUCGUCAAUGUCGAGAAUACCAUGCGCGGCCUCAUUGAAGAGGAGUCAUUCAACCGACGUCCGAUUCGGUUCCUGAUUCUUGAUUUCACUCGGGUGUACGGCAUGGAUUUCUCAGCGGCCGAAGCCUUUACCCGCAUCAACCGGGUGCUCCAAAAACGAAACGUGCAGAUAAUUAUUUCGGGGCUUGAUGUACAGGGCGACGUUGGUCGCAGCCUUCAGAAUGUUGAGCUCUUCGCGCCUGAGAACGGCGUAGAGAUCUUUGAAGAUCUCAAUUCGGCUCUAGAAUUCUGCGAGAAUGACUAUCUGAAAGUGUUUUACAGCCACCGCGAAGCUUUACUGAAGAAGAAAGAUGCCUCACCGGCCUUUCUGGAGGUCCCUGCGCCACAUGGCACCCCUCAGAUGCACGACGUUAUCGUGAGCUCUCCCCGUCAUCGGUACCUGCAGCAGGCUGCUACCACGACCCUCCGCGAAGACGAGACGGCAGUGAUGGUUCCGGCGGCAUGGUCGGCGAUGCGACAGCCUCUUCCUCUUCUCUUGCAGACGUUCCAAGGGCUGAGCCUGCGGAACGAGGACUUUUGGUUCUCGGCCUGCACGUAUUUUGCCCGCGAAUGCUACAGCGCGGGUACCGUCCUGUUUGAAGAAGGCGACGUACCUCAGGCAUUCUAUCUCUUGGAGUCAGGCAUGUUACGCGCCGAGUAUGAAUUGCCACAGGGGCGGUAUUUCGAGCUCAUCGUGGCGGGACGACCCUGCGGCGAGCUGCCAUUCUUCAGCGAGACCCGACGGACGGCGACCGUCAAGGCCGAGCAAGACUGCGUGGCGUGGUGUCUGAGUGCAGAGAAAUGGCAGGCCUUGCGGGAGGCCGAACCGGAGGUUGCGCGGGAGCUCCUGACGGUCAGUCUGAAGUUGACCACGGAGCGCAUGGACAGCAUUACCUCUUAUGUUCUUACGACGGCGGCAUGAAUGAUUUGCAUGGGAUGAGUCUUUUUGGGGGGUCUUCAUUGCAUAAUAAUUGAACUCGAUUUGGCGAUCGUUUGAGCGUUUGGUUACUGCGAUUAUGUACAUGCUAUUCUUGGGUGGGAUUAGGUCUUGGACUACCAGCAU